AUGUACAAAGCGCGCGGGCAGUGCGGGCGUGCGGCGGCCAGACGACGCUCUCGAUCCACGGCACGAAGGAGGCGACGCGCGAGUAGACGGCGGGCGUCUCGGCGCGGGCGCAGCUCUUGCCGAAUGACGUCACGCCCACCACCGAGUACAUGCAGUACCUGCUGUUCAUCAGCACCUGCAACAACCACAAUCUGGGUGCGUGUGUGCGCGUGCGUGUGUCUACGCGUGCGUAUAUGCGUGUGCACAUAUGAGUGUGUUCACGCGCGCGCGUGUGUGAAUGAGACAGAGAAAGAGAGAAGGGGAGACAAAAAUCACACCAUCUCAAUUGAGAUGAGCUUGCUUCAGCUAGGGCGGGGCCCCGCUGACAGAGGUGUCUGGAUGGAGAUCGCCCUGGCAGGUGUCGUGCCCUCCGAAGGGGUCCCCGCCGGCGCACACCAUGUUGUCUAUGAUGCCCUGCGGCACAGACGGCCGGUACGCAGGGAAGAUGGCGGGGUCGAAGCUCACCAGCGGCAGGUUGAUCUUCUGCAGGGGCCACACACAGCAGUUUGA
Molecule: messenger RNA, 549 nt
Organism: Gryllus bimaculatus (two-spotted cricket)
Lineage: Eukaryota; Metazoa; Arthropoda; Insecta; Orthoptera; Gryllidae
Source: the annotation of a GenBank genome assembly